Messenger RNA from Plectropomus leopardus (leopard coralgrouper), 1679 nucleotides. It is a transcript of the gene nif3l1, whose product is annotated as NIF3 NGG1 interacting factor 3-like 1 (S. cerevisiae). Gene Ontology annotation, cellular component: cytoplasm; mitochondrion. The record is from RefSeq and is a predicted model, not a curated record. NCBI's taxonomy places the organism in Eukaryota, Metazoa, Chordata, Actinopteri, Perciformes, Serranidae.
ACUUUUUUUGGCGCGUCACCGGAAAUGGACAUUCAGGAAAUGCACCAGUCACAUCGGGAGAAAUGCUUUCAGCAACAGAGCAUUAGUAUUUCUGUAACGCUUUUGUGAAAGGUGUUCACUGAUGUUGACUGGAUGUAGAAACCUUUCUUGGACAUUUGUGUCACUCACCCAUAGGAGACUUUGUACUAGGAGGGGCUUUACGGGCUCACAGGCUGCUCUCCGCUCCCUUGCCUCAACACUGCCAUCCAUCCCUUCAUUUUCUCACAGUCACAGCUUCCUCACAAGCCAGCACACCUCAGUCCCCCUCCACUCCUCUCUUCACCCGUCCCCCACUCGCUGCCUGUCUCGUUCUGCUCCUUGUUCAGGUCUGAUGGAGCUAAAGGAAGUCCUGCAGGUGUUGGAGCAGCUCGCUCCUCUGUCCCUGGCUGAGUCUUGGGACAAUGUGGGCCUGCUGGUGGAGCCCAGCAAAUCUCGUCCUGUUAAAACCAUCCUGCUGACCAACGACCUCACAGAUGCUGUCAUGGAAGAAGCAGAGGCCAUGAGCUGUGACCUCAUUAUCUCAUAUCACCCUCCGUUGUUCCGACCAAUCAAGCGUUUGGUUCAGAAGGACUGGAAGCAACGAUUGGCCGUGCGGGCCGUGGAGGCCAGGAUAGCCGUCUUCUCCCCUCAUACUUCCUGGGAUAGUGUUAAAGGAGGAGUGAACGACUGGCUGGUGGGAGGACUUGGUAGCGGCCAGGUGUCCGUGCUGAGUCAGGCCCUCGGUGGCGCCUCGCACAGUCAUAAACUGGAAUUCACAGUUAAGAGCACAGAGGAGCUAAACACUAUUAUGGAGGAACUGAAGGCGUGCGACAGUGAAACAGCACUACAGCAUUCAGUCAGCAGAUCAGACAGCAGUGGGAUCCACGUCAGUGUAACCUGCGGUGACUCAGCGCUGACCCCCAGUGUCCAGACUCUGCUACGACACAACGCUCCCAGCCUGUCCCUCAGCAUCCUCAAGUUAGAAAAACCGCCUCUCCCGGGCCACGGCCAAGGACGAUUUAGUGUUUUGGACCAGCCUGUAACCGUAGCAACAGCCAUCCAAAAGAUGAAAUCCCACUUGGGUCUGAGUCACCUCCGUUUGGCUCUGGGAUCGGGGCAGACUCUAGAGUCCUCUGUGUGCACUGUGGCUGUGUGUGCUGGAUCUGGGGCCUCAGUGCUGAGCGGAGUCAAGGCAGAUCUUUACAUCACAGGUGAGAUGUCCCACCAUGAAGUGCUGGACGCUGUGGCGAAGGGAACUAACGUCAUCCUCAGUGACCAUAGCAACAGUGAGCGUGGAUUUCUGGCAGUGUUCAGGGAGAAGCUGGCUGUGCGUCUUCCUGACACUGUAACAGUGGCGGUGUCGAAGGCUGACAGAGACCCUCUGGAGGUGGUCUGAGCACGAGUUAGUCUGUUGGAUACAUUUUCACUGCUUUGAUUAGAUAAAAUGAACAAAGAGUACUCUUUGCUUUUUCACAUGGAUGUGUGUGAUAGCGGUGCAUUGAAAAAAAAAACUAUUCUCCUUGCAGGCUUUUCAUAUAAAGUGAGUAUUUCACAGUAUUUGAGCCACAUGCAUAAUAAAAAGUGCAUAGUACAUGUUGUGCUAUUUAUCAUGUAUUUCUGGCAGAGUCUUAAUAAAAAUGGGUUCUGGUUGAUCACAAAAA